Alternaria arborescens is the source of this 1824-nucleotide messenger RNA. RefSeq lists its product as hypothetical. The transcript has a single exon. The coding region runs from base 1 to 1824 and encodes 607 amino acids. Lineage: Eukaryota; Fungi; Ascomycota; Dothideomycetes; Pleosporales; Pleosporaceae. The record is from RefSeq and is a predicted model, not a curated record.
AUGUCUUUACAAAAUGGAUCAGACGAUGACCACCAUGAUGAGGAGAGGGGCGACCCUGUAUCCGGCGCGGCAAACACGGAUGAAGAAGCCCACCUGUUAGGAAGGGAAGAGUUGGAUUUUGAGGAUUAUAUGCCACCUACGCGUGCCAGUCGACACACAUUCUUGAGUUUCUUGCGCAGUCCAGAGCCGCCUCGCGUCCAAUCCAUACAGCCGAUCUUCCCGUCGGUUCAAGCGCGCCCAGUACAGUGGCUUGAAGCAUACAGGCUCAACAACCCUAUUUCGCUCGCUGUCGUGCUGCUCGUGUGGCUCCUGGUUUUCAUAUGGUUUCUGACUGCCCAAUUACCGCUUCGAGAUGGGGACGGCAACAGUGUGCUCAACCUCGACUGCACAGAUACACUCUGGAAACGAAAGAACGAAUGCGGUAUCGACGGAAUCAAUUGCCGGCCCUUCAGCGACUAUUCUCUCGCCUUCCAGUGUCCAGCAAAGUGUGGAGGUGUGCAGAUCCUGAAUCCGCACGUUGUUGGGCCGCUUGAAGUAAAUUAUCGGCCUCUUGUCAUCGGCACAGAAGUUUAUCGUGGAGAUAGUUUCAUCUGUGGCUCAGCGAUCCAUGCUGGGAUCGUAGAUGAUCAGAAAGGUGGUGCUGGUCGUAUAACCCUCGUUGGCAACUAUGACAAUUUUGCCAGUACUAAGCGCCACGGCAUCGAAUCCUUGCCUUUCGAUUCCUACUUUCCGCUAGCUUUUUCUUUGGCUUUCGAUGACAGCUUCCAGGCCAUCUCUGAUCCUCGAUCAGCAUUGCUUCCCAUCUCGAUUCUAUUUACUGCCGUACUUGCUAUAUUCUCCACAUCGCCAAAGAUCUUCUUUCCAAUCUUUACUCUCAUAUUCGCCCAUGUGAGCUUUUUUUCUGAUCCACCAUCGGCAUCGUAUCACAGUACCACUGUACUGCCAGAUCACAUAUCCAUGUUCGCAAAACGACUUUUACCGGCAAUGUUCGUAGCAGUAGUGUUGUACUCUACUGUCAUUAAGCGAACCUUGUCUGGGCUGACUGCUCAGUUUGAGAAAGCAAUCUUCUGGCUUGGUGGAUUCUGGAUUGGGGCGUUAUCAAAUUACACCUUUGAUUGGAUACCUAUAUCGCGACUUACGGCACACGAUCUGGAACAACAACCGGGGGCGAAGAUAGCCUUGGCCGUAAUUAUUGUGGUACUGGCAGUAAUCAUUGUGGGUCAAGUAUACUACUUCUGGCUCGAAGGCCGCCUGCUCCGAUACCUCGGCUUGUACGGAAUUUUCGUUACCAGCAUCUUAAUAUGCUUGGUUAUACCAGGUGUCAAUCUGAGAAUCCACCAUUACAUUCUUGCGAUGCUGUUGCUGCCCGGAACCAGCCUCCAGACACGGCCAUCCUUGCUCUACCAAGGCAUUCUAUUGGGCCUCUUUAUCAAUGGAAUAGCGCGUUGGGACUUUGACUCUGUUCUGCAGACUUCUGCAGCACUUCGCGAUGAUGCAAAGUUCAACUCGGUCGUUCCUAAGAUACUGAAUGCUGUUAUCGAGUCCGAUACCGAGGGGACCGUUGCGACAUUUUCGUAUGAUGUACACCCGAUCGGAGUUAACGGUAUAAGUGUUUUAGUAAACGACGUUGAGCGCGAUCGUACGUUCUACGAAGGUGGGCUUGUUGCGGCUUCCUUCAAAUGGGAUCGGCCAAUUGACAAAAGGGUAAAUGAAUACUUUCGUUGGGCAUAUGUCAUAGACGGGCGAACGCUUGACUAUUCGAGGCCAAUUACAUGGUAUGGUACUGGUACGUGGAGCAAUGGAGGCUCGGUGGAAAAGAAAUGA